AUGGCCAUGGCCUUCUUCACCUUUGGCUAUGACGGUGCCAUCAGCGGCGGUAUCCUAGCCAUGGUUCCUUUCGUCAACCAAAUAUCUCACACCCGUCUUCCCAAUGGCACCCCAUACUUGACCUCGACCGACAUCUCCAUCAUGACAGCUCUCCCAGUCACUGGCUGUGUCCUCGGACUGCCCCUAGCAGCCAAGUUCGCCGACAAAUACGGCCGUAAGAAAAUGAUACUUGCUGGCUGCAUAUUUAGUGCUGUUGGAAGCGCUAUCCAGACUGCUGCUUUUGGCCUGGCCGAGAUUGUCGUUGGUCGCUGGAUUGCGAAUGUUGCCAUCUGGCUCUUCAUUGUGCUUGGAUCAACCUACAUGGCCGAGAUUGCACCCGAAAACGUCCGUGGCGCCAUCGUCGGAACAUCCAUCGUUCUCAUCAACACAGCAGCCAUCGUCGCAAGUGGCGUCAACUGGUCCAUGAGCACUGAAAUGUCCGCCAUGUCAUUCCGUCUCCCCCUUGGCCUCGGCAUCCUCUUCCCUCUCAUCCUCUUCGUUGGACUCUUCUUCGUGGAUGAUUCACCAACCUGGUACCUUACCAAGUCUCGUGACAGCGACGCCCUUAGGUCUCUCAGAAGCGUCCGCAGUGGCUACCCAGAGGCUGAGAUUUUAGCUGAGUUUGCGGCUCUGAAGGCCCAAGCAUCCAUUCGUGAGGAUGACUCAAAGGUCCCGUGGAUUGACAUAUUCCGCGGAACUAAUCUCCGUCGAUCUCUCUUGGCCAUGUCCAUCGGAAAUAUGCAGCAACUCUCAGGCAUUGCUUUCGCUACAAACUACGCUACCAUCUUUCUCGCCACAGUCAGCGGCAACGUGUCUCCUUUCCUUCUCACCAUGGUCGGCGCGAUCCUCGCUUUCGCCGGUGCAGUCACCGGAAUCUACCUUGUCGACAGAGUCGGACGCCGAACCCUCGCUCUCAGCACCUUCACCGUGGUCUUCUGCAUUGAUCUUGUCGUCGGCGUGCUUGGCUUCAUGGACUAUACAGGAAACCCCAGCAUCGCCAAGGCCAUUGCGAGCAUGUGUAUGCUCUUCUCGUUCUUCUUCGCGGCUGGAUUCGGCCCUCUGACUUAUGUCGUCUCUGCUGAAAUACCAACUGCUCGUCUGCGCAACAAGACCAGCUCUUUCUCGUUCUUGACUCUGGCUGCUUUCUCCACUGUUGUAAUCUACGUGCUGCCAUAUAUCUCACAGCCCGAUGCAGGUAACCUUGGUCCGAAGACGUACCUCGUCUUUGCUGGUUGGAUGGCCGGAUGCAUCAUUAUCACGUACCUGUACCUUCCUGAGACCAAGGGAAGAACUCCAGCCGAAUUGGAUGCCAUGUUUGAAGCUCGUGUUCCCGCUCGCAAGUUCAAAGGUAAGAAAUGUCACAAAUUUGGUAGCGAUUCGCUAACAUUCCCUGCAUCAGACUAUCAGUGCAACCUGUCCAUGGAAAGUUAUAUGAAUGAGGAGAAGAUUGAAGCUGAGAUUGCCCACCACGAAGCCAAGGUUUAA
This is a messenger RNA of Fusarium odoratissimum NRRL 54006, 1524 nucleotides long. RefSeq lists its product as uncharacterized. Gene Ontology annotation, molecular function: carbohydrate:proton symporter activity. The transcript is spliced from 3 exons. Gene Ontology annotation, biological process: carbohydrate transport; transmembrane transport. Lineage: Eukaryota; Fungi; Ascomycota; Sordariomycetes; Hypocreales; Nectriaceae. The coding region runs from base 1 to 1524 and encodes 507 amino acids. The record is from RefSeq and is a predicted model, not a curated record. Gene Ontology annotation, cellular component: membrane.